AUGGCGCGCAAUAUACUGAGCAUAUGCCUUUUAUUUUGGGGUUUUCAACAUUCCUCAUCACAUGAUUGUGUUGAUCCACUUAUCUCCAAUCUUUAUGCCUCAUCAUUCUUGGCCUCAUCCAGAUACAACUUCCUGUACUCUGCCAACUUUGCAAAAUUAUAUGGUAGCAGUGGCUGGUCACCCUCUCCUAGGGACAGACAGCCCUGGCUUCAGAUUGACCUGCUCAGGAAGUACAGACUGGUGGCCAUUGCCACUCAGGGGACAUUCAACUCCUAUGACUGGGUCACUAAGUACACCCUGCUGUAUGGAGACCGACCAGACUCAUGGACGCCCUACAUCAUGAGAGGAGGGAACUCUACGAUGCCGGGAAACUGGAAUUAUUAUCAAGUCAAAAGAAACGUCUUUCAUUACGCCUUCACUGCAAAACAUGUCCGCCUGCUUCCCUUAGCCUGGAACACAGAGAAUGGAGGCAAGAUUGGCGUGAGGCUGGAGCUCUUUGGCUGCCCCUAUGAUUCCUAUGUGCUGCAGUACAAUGGAGAUGACUCUGUAGUGUACAUGUACCCUGGGAGGAAGUCUCGUACUCUGUCUGAUCACAUCGCUCUUAACUUUAAAACACUGGAGCAGGAUGGAUUACUGCUGCACAGUGAGGGGGUGCAAGGAGACUUAUUCACACUUGAACUGAAGAAGGGGCGCCUCUACCUUCAUAUUAGCCUUGGAAGCAGUAUUGUCCACAAUCUUAAUGGGAAGACUACACUGACAGUGGGCAGCCUCCUAGAUAAUCUGCAUUGGCACUACAUCACUAUAAAGAGAUACGGUCGACAGGUGAAUUUAACUGUAGACGCUCACAGUGUCACUGGAUACUGCAACGGGGACUUCACUCACCUGGAUCUAGACAAGCAGGUGUACGUUGGUGGAGUAAUUGAGCCAAACAUGCCUCAUCUUCCCUCGACUCCAAACUUCAGAGGAUGCCUUGAAAACGUCUUUAUUAAUGGUGUCAAUAUCAUCGACAAGGCCAAACGAGAGGAGACUGAUAUCCGUAUACCAAGAAAGAAAAAGAUGCACUUCACCUGCCGUGACAUUUUACUCAAACCAAUGACCUUUGCUGGACCAAACAACUAUCUCCAAGUCCCGGGGUUUUUCAGGAGACCCAAGAUGUUUGUCAAGUUUAAGUUUCGAUCCUGGGACUACACUGGACUGCUCAUGUUUACACGAUUUGCUGAUGAUUUGGGAGCUCUUGAGUUAGGCUUGAGCGAAGGACAGAUAAACGUCACGAUAUUUCAGCCGGGCAAGAAAAAGAUUCAAUUUGCAGCAGGAUACAGAUUGAAUGAUGGCUACUGGCACACAGUGGAUUUGGCAGCUAGAGAUAACCUUUUAACUUUGACCAUUGAUGAAGAAGAAGCAUCUCCUUUGAGAAUAACAAACCCUUUUACGAUUAGAACUGGUGACCGCUACUUUUUUGGAGGCUGUCCACAGACCAACAACACGAUACGAAAAUGUGAAACCAAGCUGAAUCGAUUUCACGGUUGCAUGCAGCAUAUUUUUAUAGACAAUGAACAGUUGGAUAUAGAUAUUGUUCUCCAAAGACAAUGGGGGCGCUAUGCAGAGCUGUUGUUGGGCACCUGCGGGAUCACAGACAGAUGCUCUCCAAACCCCUGUGAACAUGAGGGCAGAUGCAUUCAAUCAUGGGACGACUUUAUCUGUAUCUGCGAAAAUACAGGGUAUAAAGGAGAAGUCUGCCAUAUGUCUGUUUAUAAGGAGUCUUGCGAGGCUUACAGACUCAGUGGCAAGUAUUGGUCUGGAAACUACACAAUUGAUCCAGAUCUCAGUGGGCCUUUGAAGCCAUUUGAGGUUUACUGCAAAAUGAAAUCAUAUAAAGCUUGGACAGUAAUUAUGCAUGAUCGUGCGGAUGGUACAAAGGUAUCUGGGAGUACCAUAGAGAGGCCUUAUAUUGGAGAUGUUAAUUACUGGAACGCUUCGUGGGAUGAAGUGUCUGCUUUGGCUAAUACUUCUAUUUACUGUGAACAAUGGAUUGACUACUCCUGCUACAAGUCCAGACUACUCAACACGGCAGGUGGACGGCCCUUUGGUUACUGGAUUGGGCGAAACAAUGAGAGUCACUAUUACUGGGGAGGAACAUUUAGAGAAAUACAGAAAUGUGGAUGCGCCAUCAACCAAACCUGUGUGGAUCCAAGGUUCCAAUGCAACUGCGAUGCCGACUAUAGACAGUGGUACUCUGACAAAGGCUACCUGGACUUCAGAGACCACCUGCCCGUGAGGAGAGUCGUUGUUGGAGACACAAACCGCACCGGAUCAGAGGCACUGUUCACAGUUGGACCUCUCCGUUGCCAUGGAGACAGAAACAUCUGGAACACCGUCUCAUUCACCAAGCCCACGUACAUAACCUUUCCCACCUUCAAACCUGGAUCUAGUGCAGACAUCUCCUUUCAUUUCAAAACCUACAGAGCAAACUGCGUCUUCCUCGAGAGCUCGGAUGACCACCUGCGCAACUUUAUACGGGUUGAGCUUAACACGACCCAUAACCUGCUCUUCAUCUUCAUGGUUGGUGAUGGCAUCCUCAAUGUAACUCACAGGUCUCCAGUUCCCCUUAAUGACAAUGAAUGGCACUUUGUCCAAGCUGAACUCAAUGUAAAAGUAGCUCGAAUCAAAGUGGACUGGCAGCCCUGGACUGUCCGACGAUUCCCUGGUCAAACCUUUGUCACCAUGAAGUUCACACAGCCUCUUCUCGUUGGUGCAGCCAAUAAAACACACCGACCGUUCUUAGGCUGUCUCCGCGGGUUACGGCUGAAUGGAGUUCCGUAUGAUUUAGAGGGAAAAGUGAAUGAAGAACAAGGGAUCCGGAGAAACUGCAGUGGACAGUGUGUGAAUGCCACCGUACCGUGUCGGAACGCCGGCCAGUGCAUCGAGGGCUAUGCUUCCUACUGGUGUGACUGUAACAACACGGCAUUUGAUGGUUUCUAUUGUCAUAAAGACAUUGGAGCGUACUUUGAGGUGGGCUCAUGGUUGAAGUACAACAUUCUGAAACAGCCCAUCUCAGAUGAAGCGGCCUGGGCAAACUGGAUCGACCCUCACUACGAUAACUUUACUCUGGGAUACAACGACACAGCGGACGACAUUGAGUUCAGCUUCAGCACAGUGCACACUCCAGCUGUGUUACUCUACAUCAGCUCCUUUGUACAGGACUACAUAGCUGUUAUACUCAAAGUAGAUGGUAGUGUUGAUCUGAGGUAUAAAUUGGGUCUAAUAACUCACAAAUAUGAACUGACGCGGAGGAACCUUGCGGAUGGAUUUCCUCACUAUAUCAAUAUAACCAGACAUAACCACACUAUUAAAACACAGGUGGACUACAUGGAGCCAAAUGUGGAAAAGAUAACUUUAGUUGAAGAUGCCAGAUUUGACUCUCCCAAAUCGAUGUUUCUUGGCCGAGUUAUGGAGGUUGGUGAUAUCGACUAUGAGAUCCAGAAACACAAUGCGCCUGGGUUUAUCGGCUGUAUCUCUGGGGUGAGGUACAAUGUCUAUGCUCCUCUGAAGGCGUAUUUCAGACCGAACGUGACCGACCCCCCAGUGACCACCCAGGGUAUCGUCACAGAGUCUGUAUGCGGAGCGUUCCCCCCUGUCCUGGGGUAUGUGCCCUGGGAGGUAGACCCCUGGUUCACCACUAUAGAAUACAUCUAUAUCCAUGAUGACCUAGGGCUGUUCUGGAUAAUAGUCAUUGCUAUCCUGGCGUUCCUGCUGCUCUUAGCCGGCCUCUACAGCAUCUAUGUGUACGCCUAUCAGCAGAAGGGCAGCUACCACACCAACGAACCCAAAAACCUUGAAUCCCCGAGUAGCUCCAGACCACUGACCGAAACGCUGCGCCGAGACAUCAAGAAGUCCCUCCCAGAGAUAGAAGAAGAGUUCAGAACGGGCUAGCAUC
Messenger RNA from Boleophthalmus pectinirostris (great blue-spotted mudskipper), 3934 nucleotides. RefSeq names its product contactin associated protein 1 (gene cntnap1). The coding region runs from base 1 to 3930 and encodes 1309 amino acids. The record is from RefSeq and is a predicted model, not a curated record. The transcript is spliced from 24 exons. Lineage: Eukaryota; Metazoa; Chordata; Actinopteri; Gobiiformes; Gobiidae.